AUGGGAGGAAGGGUGUCCAGAGUUGAACCACCUAUAGUACCAACUGUUAACAUUAUAGAUGCUUCUAGAGAGAUAGCAGGAAGAGAUAGUAGAGAAGAAGCUUGGGGAAAGAAGACGAGGACAGGAGAGCACAGAGGAAGCACAGCUCAAAAUCUUGGGACACAUGGCAACCUCGCCAUCGUCUUAACCCACGGCGCUGGUACUGCUGAGUCCAUCUUCUGGUCCAUUACCGGCGACGCUGCUGCUACGGCUGUUGCCAACAGCACAAGCAACGCCAGUGCCCUUCCUCUGAGCACCGGGAACCUUGUCCUCGUAUCUGACCCAGCAGCAGUAGCAUCGCCGCUGUGGCAGAGCUUCGACUACCCAACGGACGUCGGCCUUCCCGGUGCCAAGGUAGGAUGGGACAAGGCGACAGGGUUCAGCCGGCAGUUCGUCUCGAAGAAGAGCCUGGUCGAUCCAGGUCGGGGCGUGUACUCCAUCGCGAUCGACGCCGACGGGGUGUUGGUGGUCAGAAGCCGCAGGCACCCCUUCGUGGUGUACUGGACAUGGUCGUUUGGGAAACUAGAGGAGCUCGUGUCGGCGCUGACCGCGCUGCUAGAGAUGGACCCACGGACGCGGGGGAAGCCCACGUUCGUGGACAACGACCAGGAGGUGUCCUUCACGUACACCUUGCUGGACGAGUCUGCUAGUGAAAACUUUAUCGACGAUACGACAUAUAAUAAACCCGAUUUUUCUUGUUAUCAGUGA
This is a messenger RNA of Zea mays, 747 nucleotides long. RefSeq names its product G-type lectin S-receptor-like serine/threonine-protein kinase At2g19130. Bases 1 to 747 code for a protein of 248 amino acids. The record is from RefSeq and is a predicted model, not a curated record. Lineage: Eukaryota; Viridiplantae; Streptophyta; Magnoliopsida; Poales; Poaceae. The transcript has 2 exons.